AGAGGAAGAGAAGAGGGAAAAGGGGUGGGUAUAUGAUGCUACAGUGUCGCAUCUGAAGUUCUCCGACAACCGGCGACGAGCGCUUGCUUUUUCUUUCGUCGUGCUGUGCCGGCGACCACGCUUCGCAAGGGCAGUGCGAUCUCUUGGAGAAGAAAUUGCAUAGGAUCUUGAAACUUAAAAACGCUUCUCUGGAUCGAGAUGUGUGGAUCGGACUGAGGGCUGAGGAGGAGAAUGUCCGGCGCCGUCGAGCAGCGCGUCGGGUUCCCUUCAAAGAUGGAGGGCGAGCAGCAGCAGCAGCAGCAGCAAAGGAGGGCUGGGGGUGGCUGCAAUCCCGUCAGGAAGCCGGGGCCGGUGUCCAUGGAUCACGUCCUGUUAGCCCUGCGGGAGACCAAGGAGGAGCGCGAGGUUCGCAUCCGCAGCCUCUUCAACUCCUUCGAUUCCGCUGGAUUGGGAUACCUGGAUUACGCCCAGAUCGAGGCAGGGCUUUCAGCGAUGCGCAUCCCUCCGGAGUAUAAGUACGCGAGGGACCUGCUCAAGGUCUGCGAUGCCAAUCGGGACGGCCGCGUCGACUAUCAGGAGUUCCGGCGCUACAUGGACGCCAAGGAGCUCGAGCUCUACCGCAUCUUCCAGGCCAUUGACGUUGAGCACAACGGCUGCAUCCUGCCUGAGGAGCUCUGGGAUGCGCUCAUCAAAGCUGGAAUUGAAAUUGAUGAUGAGGAGCUAGCUCGUUUUGUAGAGCAUGUGGAUAAGGACAAUAACGGAAUCAUAACUUUUGAAGAAUGGAGGGAUUUUCUUCUGUUAUACCCCCAUGAAGCAACCAUUGAGAAUAUUUAUCAGUACUGGGAAAGGGUUUGUCUUGUAGAUAUUGGUGAACAGGCUGUUAUACCAGAAGGGAUUAGUAAGCAUGUAAAUGCAAGCAAAUACUUGAUUGCUGGAGGAGUAGCUGGAGCAACUUCCCGAACUGCUACCGCUCCUCUUGAUCGGCUUAAAGUGGUCCUGCAAGUUCAGACCAAACGUGCGCAAAUUUUACCUGCCAUAAAGGAUAUAUGGAGGGAGGGGCGGUUCUUGGGAUUUUUCCGAGGAAAUGGGCUGAAUGUUAUGAAGGUUGCCCCUGAAAGUGCAAUUAGAUUUUAUGCUUAUGAGAUGUUGAAAAACUUUAUAGGUAGCAUGGAAGGGGAAAGUAAGAGUGACAUUGGUGCUAGUGGGCGCCUUAUUGCUGGUGGUAUGGCAGGUGCUGUUGCACAGACUGCUAUUUAUCCUAUGGAUCUGGUGAAAACACGGCUACAAACUUAUACUUCUGAGAGUGGGCAGGUUCCUUCUAUUGGAAAGCUAUCAAAAGAUAUUUGGAUCCAAGAAGGGCCUCGUGCCUUCUAUAGAGGUCUUAUUCCAUCUCUCCUUGGUAUUAUUCCUUACGCCGGUAUUGAUCUUGCAGCGUAUGAGACGCUGAAAGAUAUGUCUAGAGCAUAUCUCAAUACUGAACCUGGCCCUCUUGUGCAGCUUGGAUGUGGAACUGUUUCAGGCGCCCUUGGAGCAACUUGUGUUUAUCCUUUGCAGGUUAUCAGGACAAGAAUGCAGGCCCAAAAUACCACUUCGAGUACUGCUUAUAAAGGGAUGUCUGAUGUAUUUUGGAGAACCCUCCAGCACGAAGGUUUGUUAGGAUUCUACAAAGGAAUUCUUCCAAAUCUGCUCAAAGUUGUGCCAUCUGCAAGUAUUACUUACCUUGUUUAUGAGAGCAUGAAAAAGAGCCUCGCUCUUGAUUAAAGGGUGGUAUAUCUUUGUUCAGUGGCUACCAAAGUUGACAUAGCUGACUAUAGAGUUUAUGAUGACGAAAAGUGAGGACAAUGUUACUGAUUAAGUUAUAUGAUCUCCAUUACAUAGAUAUUUAUUUCUUCAGAAUACAAGUAAAGGUUGUACUAGCGGCUUAUUGCGAUCUCCUUCUGAUAAAUAAGAAUGAGGGUUGUUAGCAGGGCUUCCACUGGAUUUCCAGUGGCUGGCCUUGUUAUCAUCGGAAGACCAUUUCAAGGGACAGUCUCUUUGUCCAUCAUCCAACAACAUAUUUAAUUUUACCAUUUCAGAACUGAUACUCAAAUGGCAUUUAUGGCUAAAACUUCAAGUUUUGAUAAUUUGCAUUUGCUCAACUUUCUGCAGGGUCUACCUGCUCACUACAUUUGUACCUGGCUCUUGGGUAUUGCGUUACAUAUUACAAUAUUUUCCAGCAAAAUGAAGUUUAUUGAGAAUUUUUUCUCCCCUUUCUAA
Molecule: messenger RNA, 2256 nt
Organism: Dioscorea cayenensis subsp. rotundata (Guinea yam)
Lineage: Eukaryota; Viridiplantae; Streptophyta; Magnoliopsida; Dioscoreales; Dioscoreaceae
Product: calcium-dependent mitochondrial ATP-magnesium/phosphate carrier protein 3-like
Exons: 5
Coding region: 232-1761 (509 amino acids)
Biological process (GO): transmembrane transport
Molecular function (GO): ATP transmembrane transporter activity; calcium ion binding
Source: RefSeq, a predicted model, not a curated record